AAUCGUUUUCACCUCAACAUUUUUUCUAAACUUCAUUGAGAGAGCACGAAGAUCAAGAUCUAGCCUAGCAACGAAAGCGAUUUAUACUUUUUUUUGCGGAUUUUAGCAAAAAUUAUUUGUGUAAACAAAAGCAAAAUGACGCUUCCAGACACAAUGGACAAAGAAAACACUACAGAAACAAGAAAACUCAAGGUGAUGGGCCUGACGCUAAGAGCAUGCAUUAAGCAAGCUUUAAGAAGACAUGGACUAACAUGUGGGAUGAAAGCUUGCGGAGAGCUUCUCCAUAGUGCACCAAGUACUGUCAUGAUGUGCCUCCUACCUGACAGUCGGCACAAUGUCAGCGUCCACAUCAACCAGACCCUGAUAGAAGCCUUCUGUCGUGAGAACAAUAUUCUCACUAUCCAUGUGAAGGAUGACAGCAAGCUGCAGAUGCUACUGCACAAGCUGUCUGAUGGCAGGCAUGGUUCUAGGAUUAAUGGAAAGUCUGAUGACAGCAGCUGUUUACUAAUACAGGUACCCAAAAGAGGACCUAGUAAAGAAGAUCAAUUGCUGUGCCAAUAUUUUGAAGAAAUGCUCAAACAAACUUAUCCACUGCCUCACUUAACAUUACCAGAUUGAUCUUUAUUGUAUCUGCCUGAUAUGAAUCUAAAAUACAAAAAAAGACUGACAUGUCAAGUCAGCAGUGUAAAUGAAUGUCUCUGAACACUGUACAAAAUCAGUUUCAUCCUAAUCAUUGAGCUAAUGUUGGUUUGGUGCAGCCUUGAGAUUGUGCCUGGUCAGAGUUAUGGACACAGAUUCAUCUUGAAGAUAAAAACUUUCUAGCAUCGUGCAGAAAGUCAAUAGUUACAAUCCUAAUUAUCAAAAUCAACACAUUAUUGAAUAGUGAUCACAAACAUGUUUUUGCUUUUAUGCUAGUGAUAUUUUUGUUACAAGUUUCCAUGUUCUGAUAUAUUGUUACAUACUGCCAUGUUCUGAUUUAUUGUUCUCUGAUUUAUUGUGCAGGGUUACAUGCAACUGUAUUUAAUACUUCAUUCUCUACAUAGGCUUGAAGAUUCUGUCAAAGAAUAGUAUAGGUUUUAUUUCUGAAACAGUUAGUUAAAGUACACUUUAUGCUGUACUUGAGAAUGUGAAUCACAUUUUGUUGCCCACAAGCUAUAAUUAUAUUCUGUUCCAUUUGUUGUUUCACAAUGAUGUCUUGAACUUGUUUCUUAUGUUGGAUAAUGUUCUAGUUUUGUUAAAUCAUGUAAAAAAAAAUUGUAAAUAGUGUACAUUAUCUAUUAGUUUGGCUUGUUGAAUUUAAGUUUAUUGUGCUGAAUUAACUUGCUUAAACAUUGAUUCAGUUGUAUUGACCUUAUUUAUAAUAAACUUUUGUUAUAUCUAUACAA
Molecule: messenger RNA, 1385 nt
Organism: Biomphalaria glabrata
Lineage: Eukaryota; Metazoa; Mollusca; Gastropoda; Planorbidae
Product: growth arrest and DNA damage-inducible protein GADD45 alpha-like
Exons: 5
Coding region: 136-618 (160 amino acids)
Biological process (GO): regulation of cell cycle
Cellular component (GO): cytoplasm; nucleus
Source: RefSeq, a predicted model, not a curated record